Nicotiana tabacum (common tobacco) is the source of this 611-nucleotide messenger RNA. The record is from RefSeq and is a predicted model, not a curated record. Lineage: Eukaryota; Viridiplantae; Streptophyta; Magnoliopsida; Solanales; Solanaceae.
GUAUGCACCAAAAGGGAAAAGAAUCAAGUGUUGCUCUCCUUACUGCAGGUGGAUUCACCUGAAUCUGCCAUAAUUUUUGUCAGCGAGCAAUCUGAGAAGUCAAAAAAGGCAGGAAAUGCACCACCAAUAACUCUUUUGGUAGAUUUUUUAAUGUCAUCUUCUGGAGGCUUUUCCAAUGUCUCUCUUCUAGAGGAAGAUAUGAAUUUCAAUAAACGAGCAGCAUCCUUAUCUGAACUUCGAGGAGGAGGAGGUUAUCUAUUGGUGGCAACAGAUAUAGCAGCUAGAGGAGUUGAUCUACCAGAGACAACACAUAUAUACAAUUUUGAUAUCCCAAAAGAUGCGGUAAAUUACCUUCAUCGAGCUGGCAGGACUGGUAGGAAACCAUUUUCAGAUAAAAAGUGUUUUGUUACCAGCAUUAUAACAGUGGAAGAGCGGUUUGUGUUACAAAGAUUCGAGAACGAAUUAAUGUUUUGUUGUGAACAGCUAUUCUUUUAACUGUAUUUUGAGUUCUUCUCCAUAAUCUUAGCCUCAAAAAUCACCUUUGACUCUGUUGCUUAUUUUAAAACGAAGGACAAGAUAAAUAAAAAGCUGAUACCACCAAUUAGAAAGUA